Messenger RNA from Carcharodon carcharias (great white shark), 3931 nucleotides. RefSeq names its product megakaryocyte-associated tyrosine kinase (gene matk). The record is from RefSeq and is a predicted model, not a curated record. NCBI's taxonomy places the organism in Eukaryota, Metazoa, Chordata, Chondrichthyes, Lamniformes, Lamnidae. The coding region runs from base 664 to 2001 and encodes 445 amino acids. Gene Ontology annotation, molecular function: transmembrane receptor protein tyrosine kinase activity; protein binding; ATP binding. Gene Ontology annotation, cellular component: signaling receptor complex. The transcript has 16 exons. Gene Ontology annotation, biological process: positive regulation of kinase activity; protein phosphorylation; cell surface receptor protein tyrosine kinase signaling pathway.
AGAGCCCUUCAUGUGUACAUGCAACAUUGAAAUACAAAUUGGCUGUGUGCCUCUGUGAAAUCAUUGGCGUAAAUUCUCUGAAUUGUCUUUUCUGUUUAUGUCAAAGUGAAAUGCAACAGUAGAGAAUUUGCUGUUUCUGAAUUGCUGGCAAUUAAUUACCCAAUAUCACCACAAUACAAGCAAUUAACUAUAGGAUUCCUCCGAAUGCUAGGAGACGGCAGCCCUGAAACUAAUCACUGAUUCCACUGCAAAGCCCUGUGCAGAGAAGGAAAUGGCUCACUGAAUUAAAUGUUGUUGAGAAACAGAAGGAUAAGUUCUAUUGCGCAACAAGGCUGCAAGAAAUGUUAAACUGAAGACAAGGAAGGAGUUGAAGCAAAACACUUAAGUCCUCCCUCCACCUAAAUUGGCACAACUCCUGCAGUGUGUCAGGAAUGCCUGAGUGAUGAACAAGGAGAAGAAUGCUCUUAAUGCUACAGAAUGUGUGAGGACUGGCGGUAGCCAGGAGCAGUUAGCCAUUCUUAGACGGUUUGAGCAGAAGGCCCUGGAUUUGGAGAGGCGCCCUGCGCCCAGAUCCACUGGUGUCGGUGAGGCUGGGGUGACACAGGCAGGAAAAAUCAUUCUUCAGUGUUUUGAGUUGGUCCAUGAAGAGGCAGACAAUUUGAGAUGGCAUUGAAAGGUUGGGAUCCUGGAACACAAUGUAUAGCUAAGUGUGACCACAAAACAUCGAAGAAAGAUGAGCUAUCAUUUCACAAGGGAGAUAUCCUGACUAUUAUUGAGGUUGUCAAUAACAAGGGUUGGUACAGAGCGAAAAAUAACAAGACCGAGGAGGAAGGUCUAAUAUCUAGAAGUAACCUACGUGAGCGUGAGGCUAUUCGGGUUGACCCUAACCUCAGUCUGAUGCCGUGGUUCCAUGGGAAGAUCAGUGGUAAAGAUGCAGUGACAUUGCUCCAGCCCACAGAAGAUGGCCUCUUCCUGGUGCGAGAAUCCAUUCGACAUCCUGGUGACUACGUGCUGUGUGUCAGCUCGAAAGAGGAAAUCAGUCACUAUCGUGUCAUUUACAAAGACAAUAAACUAACAAUCGAUGAAGAAAACUAUUUUUACAAUCUUAUUGAACUCAUCGAGCAUUACAUGAAAGAUGCGUGUGGUCUUAUCACCAGAUUAACGAAACCCAAACUUAAAGAAGGCACAAAGUCAGCUGCAGAGGAGUUCUCGAAAGCUGGCUGGUUACUUAACAUGCAGCAAUUAACAUUAGGAGAUCAGAUAGGGGAAGGGGAGUUUGGAGCUGUGUUUCAGGCUGAAUACAUGGGGCAGAAAGUGGCCGUGAAGAACAUUAAAUGUGAUGUCAUGGCUCAGUCUUUCUUAGAAGAGACCUCUGUGAUGACGAAACUGCAGCACAGGAACCUGGUGAAAUUGUUGGGCGUUGUAAUGGACAAUGGACUGUAUAUUGUGACUGAGUUCAUGGGCAAGGGUAACCUAGUCAACUAUUUGAGAACAAGAGGAAGAUCGGUCGUUACACUGAAGCAGCUGAUCCAGUUCGGGCUUGACAUCUGCGAGGGAAUGGAAUACCUGGAAUCGAAAAAGCUUGUUCACCGAGACUUGGCAGCCCGAAACAUUCUGAUCGCGGAUGACAAUAUUGCCAAAGUGAGCGACUUUGGGCUGGCUAAAGGGGUGUCCAGCGCUCGAGACCAAGCAAAACUACCUGUGAAGUGGACAGCACCUGAGGCACUGAAGCAGCAUAAAUUCUCCACCAAGUCGGAUGUCUGGAGUUACGGGAUUCUUCUGUGGGAGUUGUUUUCGUAUGGUCGAGCUCCCUACCCUAAGUUGUCACUAAUGGACUUGUCAGACAAAGUGGAGAAAGGAUAUCGGAUGGAAUGUCCAGAUAAGUGUCCCAUUUCAGUGUACAACAUGAUGAAAUCCUGCUGGGAGUACGAUCCUGGGAAGCGUCCCACCUUUAAAAAACUCAAGGACAAACUGGAAAAGGAGGCGCGAAAAUCAGAUUAGGUUUGAAGCAAAGAAAGUUUGAAUAACAACACAUUGCCCAGUUCAAGUGGCCUCAGUGCCUCCCAUUGAAAUAAUAUUUUGAGAUGAAUCAUCUCUAGGAUUUCACGCUUGAGGUUACAACAGCACUUGGUGAAGAAUUACAGUUUACAUAUAAAGGGGUAAAAAUAAAACCCCUCAUUUCUUGCUGGAUUUCACUAUUCACAAUCUGAUGGUUCCCAUCCAUGUUCAAUUCACCUCCUUCAUCAUUCCAGUGUCUUUUCACAUCCCAACAGAGCUGACCUCUACAUGUUUGUGUGUGAAAUUAGAAACAGCUGUUGCUACACUGAAUCUACACAGAACAUCAGCAUAAACAAGACAUCACAAUCAACGUCACACUGACCCAUCACAGUUAAUAUCACACUGACCAUCACAAUCAAUAACAUACUGACCCGUCACAGUCAAUAUCACACCAUCACAAUCAAUAUCACACAGACCAUCACAAUCAACAUCACACCGACCCGUCACAGUCAAUAUCACACUGACCAUCACAAUCAAUAUCACACUGACCCUCACAGUCAAUAUCACACUGACCAUCACAGUCAAUAUCACACCGACCCGUCACAGUCAAUAUCACACCGACCCGUCACAAUCAAUAUCACACCGACUGUCAGUCAAUAUCACACCAACUUUCACAGUCAAUAUCACACCAACUGUCACAGUCAAUAUCACACCGACCAUCACAGUCAAUAUCACACCGACCAUCACAAUCAAUAUCACACUGACCCUCACAGUCAAUAUCACACUGACCACCACAGUCAAUAUCACACCGACCCGUCACAAUUAAUAUCACUCUGACUGUCACAGUCAAUAUCACACCUACCCGUCAGUCAAUAUCAUAGCAACCAUCACAAUCAAUAUCACACCGACCAGUCACAAUCAACAUGACACCAACUAUCAGUCAACAUCACAGUCAAUAUCACAAUGACUAUCACAUUCAAUAAUCACACUGCCCUGUCACAGUCCAAUAUCACACCAACCAUCAUAGUCAAUAUCACACCGACCAGUCACAAUCAAUGUCACACCAACCAUCAGUCAACAUCACACCAACCCAUCACAGUCAAUAUCACAAUGACUAUCACAGUCAAUAAUCAUACCUCCCUGUCACAGUCAAUAUCACACCAACUGUCACAGUCAAUAUCACAUCGCCCUGUCACAGUCAAUAAUCACACCGCCUUGUCACAGUCAAUAUCACCCCAACUGUCACAGUCAAUAUCACAGCGCCCUGUCACAGUCAAUAUCACACCAACUGUCACAGUCAAUAUCACACCGCCCUGUCACAGUCGAUAUCACACCUACCCAUCAGUCAAUAUCAUAGCAACCGGCACAAUCAAUGUCUUACUGACCAGUCACAAUCAAAUCACACUGUGCAGUCACUAUCACACCAACCCAUCACAGUCAAUAUCACACCAACCAUCACAAUCAAUGUAACACUGAUCCAUCACAAUUAAUAUCACACCGGCCCGUCACAAUAAUCAGGAAUAAGGAAGUUUUUAUAUGGAACUUUCCUUCAGGAGUUGGAAUUGAUGUGGUAGAGCUCCUGAUGGGAUGGAUUGUGCAUGUGCUUUAAGGUGAACAAGGCUGCUGGAGUGAAUGGCCUUUUCAGUACUUUAUAUUUCUUAUAUCACAUUAGUGGCUGCACGUGAAAAGUUGGUUGUGAAGCGCUUUUGAAUAAUCUGAGCUCAUGAAAACUGAUGUAUGAAUGCAUGUCAUUUUUUUCUUUACUUUCAUGUUUUACUUGUGUUAAAUGUUUUACUCUAUAUGGUACGUAGGGAGCAGUGGAUCAGAUUUGUACCUAAAUGGAAUGCUGUUAACAUGCCUUCUCAGUAUUUCAUUAAAUGUUGAUGUAAUUGAUUAUCCCUGCAUUUGAAAUAAAUUAAAGCCUUUUUAUUAA